Messenger RNA from Plutella xylostella (diamondback moth), 4802 nucleotides. Lineage: Eukaryota; Metazoa; Arthropoda; Insecta; Lepidoptera; Plutellidae. The record is from RefSeq and is a predicted model, not a curated record.
AAGAAAAUCUCUCAAGUAUUCGAUAUAAAAUACCUAUUAUUUACCAUUUUAUAGCUGAUUAUUAAUUAAUAUGAAAGAGCAAUAAGCAAAAUGUUUGAAUAUUAAUUAUUAUAACCAAAUUUCAAUUGAAAAUCCAAUUGGAAUGAUGAUGUUAUUAAUAUUAUUAUAAUGACAUCAAAUUUGUGAAAACCGGAAAAAAAUUGAAAAUAACCAAUAUGUCUUGCAGUGACCAAAGUGAUUUUUGGGACUCACUGAAAACCAAUUUGUGGAGUCUGUUUCCAAGCUCGAGUAUAAUCACAAGUUUCAGCCAAAACAAAAAACGGAUAGCAACUUGCAGGCGGAAAUUUAGCUACGAGAGAACUAGAGUGGGGUGAAACAAACAAAGCCAAGGAGUAUGGGUAAACAAAACAACGAGGCUACAGCGAUUGUAAAACGCAAGGCUAGCUGCGAUGCUCUGCGGAGUCCCCAGAGAUGUGUAUCGAACAGACAGAUGAUUGAUAGAAAAAGCGCCAUUCAAAUAAAAAGAAAGUGUAUUACUAAAGCCUCCAGUGCUACAAACAAACAAGACCUUUCAGUGGAGACGGACAACUGCAUUUUGAGAAGACUGUACAAAAGACGAAGAUUACUCAGAGACAAAAUUGAAUGUAGUAAAGUAAGUGAUGCAGGGAACGGUUCUGUGUGCAUUAGUCCAGAAGAUGACAGUGCGUGUGGCGAUCAACACAAUAAAAGUUUACUGAGCAACAUGUUUGCGCCAAGCAAUUUAGAAACUUUAGCUGUUUACAAUCUACAAAAGCUGCUGAACGACUACAUGGAAAGACAUUUGCAGGAAAACGAAGAAAUUAAGGAAAGGAUUGAAGAUACAUUCAACACAAUAAUGCAGAAGAUAAAGUCUAACAGCACAUCUUCUAAUGCUUAUUCGUCUCAUUGUGAUUCAGAGGCUGUUCCGUUUAUCUGUAGGCACUGCAAUAAAACUGCUCUAUCGGAAGCUAAAACUGGAGUUGCUAAGGGGACUUCACGAAUCACAAUACCGUUUCGAUGCAAAAACGUCAGAAUACUCUCAACGUUAACGGUGCCGCGAGCGUAUUGUAAAAAAAAAUCUACACACAUAACUAGAAAAGGGAUUUACACACCUUUUCAUAAGUGCUCUUUUAGCGAAAUGCAGUCACUGAAUGAAACUACUACAUCUAACCUUUCCACAAGUUAUGGUUUACCACCGAUAUCUCAUAGUUCUUUUACUGAAGAUACGAUUGAUGAAACAGUCACUUCCCAAACCUUCGCUUCAGCUACUCCAAAGCGACCAGUUCAAGCCGUAUCAUCUCAACACAUAUUUCAUUCUUCGCCUGGCUGUAUGACAGUGUUGAGGGCACAUAUACCUAGCAAUUCUAUGAGAACACCUAAUAGUCGUUACAAUCCUUCAUCUUUGGAAUCACUGAGUUCGAAUGCGUUUACGAAGAAUACACUGUGUAGUGUAAAUUCUGCCCUUAAUAUUGAAAAGAGCUAUGUAAAUACAGUAAAUACUAGUACAAGCAGUAGCUCUAGUGCAAGUUCUGUGGAUGUACCUAUGCGCUCUCACACCUCUCCUAAUCAGAAAGUAUCAUCCAAAGAUUCUUUAGGGUGUAUUUGCAAUAGAUCAACUAAAGUAAUAACUAGACAAUUUUCGCUUCUGACUCUAAAGUCGAAAGACGACGCUAUGAUUAAAAAAAUAUACGGUAAUGGCAGUGCAACAAACGAGCUGUUAAUGAAUUUCUCUCGAAUAUCAAGUUCUCUACAUGGAAAUUUUAAUAAGAACGUUAGCAUAUCAGUCAAACAUAGUGCAAGUGCCUUAUCGCAAAUGAAUAUAAAAAAUCUGGAAAUCAAUAAUACAUCCAAGGUUCACACCUUGUUCCAACCAAAAAAAUCUGUUGAUAAUCAAAUUUCAUUCCGGGAUGCUCUUAGUUUUGACAUAGUCACUCUAGCAAGCAAUAAUGCUAAUAAAGGCGCAACAAAAACGUCUGCUCAAUGCAGUGAGAGAAUAACUUUUAAAAAAUCUUGGGCUACUUCUCCCAGAGUAUUGUGCUCAAAUAAUGCUCCUUAUUCAAUAGUACCAACAGCUAAACAUACAAGUUUAUCUCUGAAUGACAGAAAUAUGAGAACAAUACCAAAUGCAAUAAUCAAUGAAAACUCAAGACCUAUAAAACAACCAGCACAAUUAGAUAAUUACAUAAAUAAGUAUAAACCAAUUUCUGUUUCAUCAAGACUACAAUUCUGUAAAAUAAUAAAACAGACUAGGGAAGUAGGAGUCAAUGCCAUAAAACAACCUUUGAAAGUAGCUCAGAUUCAAACUGAUGAUAUUGCUUCUACGGGUGUAUUGUCAUUUGAACAACUGGUUGAGCCAAAAUUGAAAGUGAAUAUUGAAACUAGUAUAACUUCAGAUAUACAACUCUUUCAAAAUUUUAAUAACACUGAUAACUUAAACAAUAUUAAGUUGCCAAAAUCAAUAAAUGUUAAUCAUUGUCAAACUGCCUUAAUAGAGGAAAGAAAUAUUUUAAAUAAGCCAAAAAAAUACAGGCGCAAGAAAAGGAAAACAGUAACAAACAGGUGUAAAAAACUGAAGUCUGUCCAUUUUGAUGAUACGAAACCCUUUUUUAAGUCUCUGACUUCGCAAAAUCAAAAAUCCUAUCCGGAGGACAGUACAGAAAUUAGUACGUUAUGUGAAAAAAUAUUUGAUUAUUUUUCUUUAAAAAAAAGACCUAUAAAGAAACAUAUGAAUUUCGAGGUUUUUGUUAAUUUGAAACCUAAUAUUGACGAUGCAUCAAAACCAUCUACAAAAGACGCUUUUAACGCUGACUCAACGGAUGUUGAUGUUACAGAAAAAAGUAAAAAGAAAACUCCCGUAGAGGAUCAUAAUAACUCAGUUCAACCAAAUAUCAUAAAUCUUCUAGAUGGAUCGGUUCAACAAAAACAGUACUUAUCCGUAGCAUCUGUUUCUACACAAAGUGAUAACGGAGACCACAGUUCACAAUCUAUCGAAACAGACACUACCACUAAUGAAAAUUCUACUAUGACGAAUUAUGAUAGACAGGGUAUUUUUCGACGAAAACCUUGUAUUGAAGUAAUAAGUCAAUAUACAAAUACCUAUGAUUUAGAAAUAGCAAAAGAGAUAAAUGAACUGCGAUCUGUGUUAAAGAUCCUGGCUUCUGCGGCAGAUAAAUUUUUGUCUGAUAAUAACAGUAAGAAAACGUUGAAUAGUAAUGAGCCGUUAAAAAUUGAACCUGUAAAUAUUGAAGAUCCUAUGCCACCAGUACCUACCAAGCCACCUGAGCUUCCAACAGUACAAUCGCCACAAUUGCUCCCAGUAAAUGAACCACUGUCAGUCCCAAUUAUAUCUCCUUCACCAGUAAACGACAACAACGACAACGACAAACAACCUGUACUGGAAAUCGCAUCAUAUGUCCAUCUUGAAGAUACUGUUCCAAUUACGCCUUUGCCAGAAGCAUCAUCCUUACAUCCAAUCAAAAACCCUUCAUCAGUGGAAGCAAAACCACAACUCGUUAACAUUUCCAACAAUACAAAAGCAACCCAAAUCAAACAGGCUGGUGAUUUUAAUCUAGCUAACUACUUGCCAGCCAAACCAAGAAAAAAUUUAAAGAGAUGUACAUCUUAUGAUAUAUUUGCCAGUGAAGAAAUACUCAAAGCAACUGAUAUGACUUCCGCAAAUGAAAUAUUUGAUUUUGAUAGGGGUCAAACUAGCGAAGCAACAUACUGCUGUUUGCCAAAGUCCCGAUCUUUGUUUGAACUUUCAACGUCAACUACCAGCAGAGCUAAGCUGUUAAACUUAUUUUGGGAUAAAUAUUUCGAGAAAAAUAAUAUGAAAGACCCAUUCAAGCAAAAAUUAAGUUCUACGAACAUCACAAAAAGUAAAGUAAAAUAUGUGGAUAAACAUGAUUAUACUAAAUCAAGUAAAAUACAUUCAGUGAAAACAAUUGAGGAGAGUUAUUGCAAAGAUCAAGAUAGUGAUGAUGAAAAUGAAGAAAUAUCUAUAUCUGUUUUACAAAUAUCACCAACUGUAAAGGAGCCAUUACCAAAAAAAUCUUUAAAACCAAUUAAAAUUAUCGACAGUAGUAUGCUUCGUACCGUCUACAAAACAGAUAAAACAAUUGAAAAACCUAAUGCAGACGCAGAAUCCAUGACACUAUUUAAGAACCAAACCAACUAUGACGACAAUCCAAGUUUUGAUUCAAAGAAAGAUGACUCUUGGGAGGACUCUCAAGUUGAGAUAGGCGCGUCUAGCUAUUUCGGAAAGACACCUACCAGCGUUUGCUUUAGUUGCGUUUCGCAUUCGAGGUAUGCUGCAGAUAAAUUUGAACAAAAGCAGUCUAAGCUACAUCCAUCACCAAAAUUUAACACCAGUAGUGUAGAGUAUUCUUCAGUGACGUUUUCCAAUCCAGCUGAUGGUGGUGAUGCGCCGCGUAAACAUCUUGAAGACCCUAAAAUUUCAGAAACUAACGUGAUUGGAGGAGCAUCGUCAUCCUUCAUUGUAGAAAUAUCCAGUUCCGAAAAAGGCUCUGAUCAGAAUGUUUUGUCAGACGAGACACUAACUGAAAAAAGCAACAAAAGAUGGUACUAUUACUCAGUGUUUCUCGUUGUGGCUUUUGUUAUAAUUUUAGCUGUAGUUUACAUUUAUGUAGGCGGAAAAAAGAUAAAACUUUGGAAACGUACAAAUUCACGGAUGAACAAGAAACCAAGAUAUAGAAAGUUGUCAGAAUACGGUUUUUGAUGUCUCUUUUGUUGUUUAGUGUGUGCAAUAAAUGCGAUUUUGUUCA